Oryzias melastigma (Indian medaka) is the source of this 1865-nucleotide messenger RNA. It is a transcript of the gene ttc19, whose product is annotated as tetratricopeptide repeat domain 19. The transcript is spliced from 11 exons. Lineage: Eukaryota; Metazoa; Chordata; Actinopteri; Beloniformes; Adrianichthyidae. The record is from RefSeq and is a predicted model, not a curated record. Gene Ontology annotation, cellular component: mitochondrial inner membrane. Gene Ontology annotation, molecular function: protein binding. Gene Ontology annotation, biological process: mitochondrial respiratory chain complex III assembly. Bases 67 to 1218 code for a protein of 383 amino acids.
GCAUCUCUUUUAUUAUGAAGAACGGCAUCCUAAAACGUCACUUCCGCUUUUAUGUAAACAGACAAGAUGGCAGCAUACCGUGCGGUGCGGGCUGUCCUCUGCCGGACUCAGAGCGGGUUCUUUGGUCCUGCGGGGCUCAGGCGGCGCUGCAUUGCUGUUCAGAACUUCUCUGUGAUGUCACAGCCUGAGGCAGGAGCCCGCUCCACAUGCUUGAUAGCACGGAGCACAUAUGGACGCUUCAGGAGAAAUGUGCAGACACAAGCAGGAGUUCUGUGGGCAGCGCUGGCUUUCUCCCUGUUCAGCAGCUCAGAUGAAGACAAACGGGAUGAAGCUCAGAGGAAGGAGGAUGACAUAGUUCUGCUGUUAAAGAAAGCAAAGCUCAGCAUGCACCGUGGCCAGCUGCAGGCCGCCUCCUCCUUUCUCCACCAGGCUAUCGCUCUGGCUCAUCAGACCCACAACACACAGGCCAUCAUCUACACAUACAGCCUGAUGGCCAAUCUUGCCUACGUCCAGGGUCAGUUGGAGAAUGCAGAGAAACUCUUCAAAGCUGCCAUGAGCUUCAUGCUGUCAGGGGGAACUCCAGAGGAUGACAACGCCAUCGUCGAGAUGUCUCUGAAACUGGCCACCAUCUAUGCUGAGAUGAACAAGGCGGAGCUUGCCGAUCACGGUUUCAGGUUCUGCACAGAAUCUUUGGAGGCCAAACUGGAGAAACACAAGGAGCUUCCAGCAGAAGAGAAGACAGAGGAGGAGGAAGCUCUGAGGAAGGAGACCCGCCUGCUGCUCGGUCUGUGUUUGGACUCGCGCGCUCGGUACCGAGCAUCACAUCAUCGCCUGAACCAGGCAAGAGAAGACUACCAGAACGCUCUGAACAUCUGCCGCCAGGAGCAGGGGGAGACGCAUCCACAGACUCUGGUUCUGAUGAGCGACCUGGCCACCAUCUUAGACCUUCAGGGCCGCCACGAUGAGGCGCUUGUUCUGAUCCAGCAGGCGGUGGAUCAGAGCCGUGCUGCAGGCCACCCGGAGCAACACGUGCUGCUGGGAAACAUGGCGGGCAUCUUGCUGCACACAGGCCGGCUAGAGGAUUCUGUCCGGCUCUACCUGGAGGCUCUGAGUCUGGCUCGGCAGGCUGGAGACCAGGAGGCGGUGGACAGCAUUCAGGAGGGACUGCAGGAGGUGAAGAAGAAGAGGAGCCAGAGCAAGGAGGAGGCUGCUGGGUGACUCUUUUGGAGCCUCUCGAUGUGGAUCGGUCCAAUUCUGUCAGAACCACUCGUCUUCCUCUUCUUCUGCGUGUCCUUGUGUGACCCUAAGGACAGGCUCUGCAUGCAGACCUGGUCAGAGCGGUCCAGAAAUGUGACGUGUGCCACACUGGACCGAUCCUGCCAUCUGAGCGGGUUGUUAAACAGAACCACAGCAGAACCUGAAGGUCAACGUGUUGAUGCAUGGCUUUGUUGUGUAUGUGUUUGUGUUAAUCUGCUGUUGAUGGAGUUGUGAGUGUUUACCGUCAUCACUCUGCUGUUCUUCUGAGAUGUUCUGUAAACACAACAGGAAGUUCACCUGUGUCACGCCCUGUGGGAACCUGCACACACACACACACACACACACCUACACACAAAUGGGACAGAUGACACAGACAGAGUGAAACUUGUACUUAUGGACACAUGAAUCUUUAAAACAUUCUACAUCUGUUUCUAUUAUCAAAUCAAUUUAACAAGUUUGAAAAGCACUUUGAUCAGAUCUUUCAGUUUGGAUAUUAAUCAAAAGCUGCCGUUCGUAUUGAUGUUUGUUUGCAUUUCUAAAGGGGUGAGUGUCGAGUUAUCAAAACCAUAACUGAACGUCAGUACACCACAAUUAUUUAAACCUUAAGA